Messenger RNA from Centropristis striata (black sea bass), 1187 nucleotides. RefSeq names its product phospholipid phosphatase-related protein type 5-like. The record is from RefSeq and is a predicted model, not a curated record. The transcript is spliced from 6 exons. Gene Ontology annotation, molecular function: phosphatidate phosphatase activity. NCBI's taxonomy places the organism in Eukaryota, Metazoa, Chordata, Actinopteri, Perciformes, Serranidae. Gene Ontology annotation, biological process: phospholipid dephosphorylation; signal transduction; phospholipid metabolic process. Bases 1 to 912 code for a protein of 303 amino acids.
AUGCUGUACUUCCAGGUGGUGAUUUUGGCAGCGACGUUGAUGCUGGUUUACUACUGUGAGUUCACGGACACUUUCAGACCGGCACAGCAGGGCUUCAUCUGCAGAGACCCCACUCUGACCAAGCCAGAUCCUGGACCUGAACAGGACAGCCACGUACAGCCAGUAAUAAUGUACUCUGUGGUGGGUGGACUGCCUGUUGUACUGAUUUCAGGUGUAGAGGUUGUCAUCUUCCUCCUUCAUUACAACUCAAACAACCAAUACGACCAAGAGAAGGUUGUUGUCAUGGGUGACUGUUGCUAUGUGAACCCAAUGGUGCGCAGGACCGUCCGUUUCCUUGGUGUGUAUUUCUUCGGGCUCUUUACAACAGACAUCUUUGUCAAUGCAGGACAGCUGGUCACAGGAUGUCUGGCUCCUCACUUCCUGUCUGUUUGUCAGCCCAAUUACACUGCCCUCGGCUGCCUAGACACGGUGCAAUUUAUCAGCCAAUCAGAUGUGUGUACUGGUGACCCCGAAGACAUCAUGAGAGCCAGAAAGACUUUUCCCUCCAAGGAGGCUGCACUGAGUCUGUAUACAGCUAUUUACCUGGCAAUGUACAUCAUGUCCUGUUUUGGCUCAAGAGGAGGUCGUCUGACUGCCCCUCUUCUCAGCCUCUCAUUGGUCAGUCUGGCUAUGCUAACAGGCAUCAACAGAGUAGCUGAGUAUCGAAACCACUGGAGUGAUGUCAUAGCAGGACAAGCCAUCGGGGCAGCUAUUGCCGUCUUUCUGGUGGUGUUUGUGGCUCAGUAUUUUAAUAAGAGACUUGUGAUUUCUCAGAGUCCAUCAGAUGCAGGCACAGCUAACACUGAUGAGACUUCACCCCAAAGAAAUCACACUAUGGAAACCAGUGAUAAAUACAUUGUUACACAGGCUUAAGGCACUUCCGGGUUUACUUCACUGCUCUGACCGGGAAGUUGCCGCCUGUCUCAAACACAUUAAGAAGGCAAGACAUUCCACAAAUAAACUCUUGACAGCGCACACCUGUAGAUUGAAAACCAUUCCAGGUGAGCAGCUUAUGAAUCUGACUGAGAGAAUAACAGAAUUGUGCAAAGCUGUCAUCAAAGCAAAAGGUGGCUACUUAGAGUCUAAAAUCUAAAACAUUUUCUGUUUUGUUUAACAUUGUUUCUUUACUACAUAAUUCCAUAUGCAUU